Molecule: messenger RNA, 2403 nt
Organism: Cladocopium goreaui
Lineage: Eukaryota; Dinophyceae; Suessiales; Symbiodiniaceae
Source: the annotation of a GenBank genome assembly
AUGCAGCGUUCCCAGCGCGUUCUGCCGCGCGUGUACUUGUACAAUGUGAGAUAUGAUGCGUCCAAAAAUGAAAUCCGACGCCUGGUCUUGGAGUAUACUGGAGUUAACCGUGCUCUGAAGGAUAUUCAAGUGGUGAGAAUGGAUGAUGGUCCGUCUACGCCUCUUCACUGUAGCUGCUUCUUGAAGAUCGACAAUGCUGAAGAUGUGGACUGGGUGAUCCAGAAGUUGGAUCGCCAGUAUGAUCGGUACAUGUGCACGGGGCGAGACAAGCCUUUGCGUGCGGAGUAUGAAGAUUUCUUCAGGAGAAGCCGCUGGGAGGAGCCACCGAAUCCAGCCCAUCUCCAGCAGCCAGUAACUCCAGAUCGAAUGCCAGGGCGACCACCUGCUGCUGCUCCAGAUGUUUCUGCUGUACCUCCUACAUGGUUUCCCCAGCCUCAAGCGCAGGUCUGGCAAUCGGCAGGACAGCCGUUCAAUCAGUGGUGUCAGCAAGGUGCAGUCCUUAACCAGAUGGAGCAGUCCAAUGGAUAUGCUCAGGCAACAGUGAUGCAUGGGUGGCAGCCUCCUCAAUGGAGCCAGGCCAGUGGCAUGCAGCAGGCAGGGAUCCCGACACUGAACCAGAGGAUGGCAUGCUCAGUGGAGCCUAUGCUGGUCAGAGCUUCCACUGUCGGAACUGUUCCCCAGGCAGACUAUGCCACCAAUCAAUGGCAACAGUCUACGAUGCAAACGACAGAACGAACGAUUGCAGAGGACGAUGUUGCGUUGAACCAACGCCUUGAUGCACUUACCCCAGAAGAGUCUGGUCCACAUGAAUUUCUUGAAGCUAAACAAGAACAAGGUACAGACGAUAUCUGGGAGUAUGAUUUACCAGAUGACACUCCAGCAGAUGCUCAAAUCAUCGAGGAAGGCAGCACAGAGGAAGACAUGAUGUCUCCUGCAGAUAGCUUGGACAUCAAUGACGACGACUUGGCAACUGAUCUGUACCAGAACUUCACUGAUGGAGAUCCAUAUGCAGUGAACUUCACUGCAGAGACUGCAGAUGAAGCAACAGAUGUAGCUGCAAAGAAUCUCAGUGAUUCCUCUUCAGAUGGAGAGGAGGCAGAAACCGUACAUUCCUCGCAGCCGGAUGAAACUCCGCAGAAGGGACCAGACAAGACGUCUACACAAGGAUCUCCGAGAACUUCCCCGAGACUCUCCACACCUAUGAAAAGACCCAGUUCUCGUGCCAUUCCCAAGACGCCGACUAAGCCUAAGGCAGCCAGCAAGUCCAAAGCCUCGGUUGCCGCUGCAAAGGCCAAAUCAAAGGGCAAAGGAGUCACAAAGCAGAACAUGAAGAGGCCAGCUUCGUCUUUGAAGUCGAAAGGAGUGGAAUGUGGCAAGGAUGGCAAGGAAACGUCGUCCGGAUCGAAGAUGAAGAGGCCAGCCGCAGCUGAGAGCACGUCCUGGAAGUCGGGAAUUGUUCGUGCCAAAGAGGACACAGGAAGUGAAGAUGAAGAACCUGAGGAAGAAGGUGAAACUUUCUCUCCUGACCCAGAAGUCGAGGUACAGGAUGGUGGUGAAGCCCGUGACCGAUCCAAGAUGCAGAAGUUCCAGGGUAUGCUUGCGACCAAUUCCUUGCCUGCUUUCCUGGCCGCAGAAUGGGAAAGAACCUUGACCCUGAAGGUUGGCAAGCGAGAGCGCCAGAGCGCCUUGGUUAAUGCAUUGUUCGAUCGGAAUGCCGCAGGGAAACUCAUCAUGAACACCCAGAAGCCGAUUUUCCAAUCGCUUCAUGAAGAGUAUCAAGACACGAAGACGAAAAAGGCCUUCAAGACACUUCCCAAGGUCUUGUUCUGCGGGAAAUUCAAUUUGUCACCUGAGGCGCUGGAGCAAGGCCUUAGAGAAGGGCAAUUUGUCGAGGUGGAAGGACCUUCGGGGGCCGAAUAUGGAUGGCGAACAAGUACUCAUGCUGACAUCAAAGGUUCCAAGUCUGCCACUGGAUACAAGCAGUCCGAAGAAGGCACUGCUGACAUGAUGCAGAAGUACCAUGAGAUGAGCAAAGCUUGGAAGAGCGGCAUUUCCAGGCCUGCUGUGUCCGCAGGAAGCUCGCAGAGGCAGCCGUUAGCCAUUUGCGACGAGAAUUCGUUGACUUCGGAAGAGUGGGAAGUGGCUAGCAAACAGCUGCAGCAAGCUCUUGCUGCAAUGGAGCAGCAGGAGAAGAACGCUUUGAAGUACAUGAGCCAGUUGGAAGAUGGUGAAGAAGAUCCUCUCUAUGACGUGGUGAGACUCGACAUACGUUCCAUAUGUUUCUUUCACUUUCUUUUAACCACAAUAGUUGAACAACACCUACAUAUAGAGGUUAACAUAGUCUCGAGCCUCGACUUCUCCUCAUACGGAGGAAAUCUUCCAUUCGCGAGAUCCGUCUCAUGA